This is a messenger RNA of Syngnathus typhle (broad-nosed pipefish), 1447 nucleotides long. It is a transcript of the gene sparc, whose product is annotated as secreted protein, acidic, cysteine-rich (osteonectin). The transcript has 10 exons. Gene Ontology annotation, biological process: anatomical structure development. NCBI's taxonomy places the organism in Eukaryota, Metazoa, Chordata, Actinopteri, Syngnathiformes, Syngnathidae. The record is from RefSeq and is a predicted model, not a curated record. Gene Ontology annotation, molecular function: collagen binding; calcium ion binding; protein binding. Bases 116 to 1120 code for a protein of 334 amino acids.
GGGGCUGAGGAGGGGAGGGGGGUUGUCCUACCACAGUGGGAAGCCUUCAGAAGUUCUCAAAGAUCUUCUUUGCGCUGACUAGUCCGUUGCUUCUCUGCUCCCAAAGACAUAGAAGAUGAGGAUGUGGGUCUUCUUCCUGGUUUGCCUAGCCGGGCACACCAUGGCGGCUCCUACUGAGGAGCAGCCAAUGGACGAGGAGCUGGUGGCGGUCGACGAGCAGCCAAUGGACGAGGAGCUGGUGGCGGUUGAGGAGCAGACGAUGGAUGAGGGGCUGGUGGCAGAUGAGGAACUGGUGGUGGAUGAGCCCGUGGUGGAAGAUUCAGUUGUUGAGGAGACCGAGGUGGGCUUCAACCCAGUGCAGGUAGAGAUUGGGGAGUUUGACGAGGCCAUCGAGUUGGAAGACGACGUUGCCGAGAACCCAUGCCUGCAGCACCAAUGCAAGAAGGGCAAAGUGUGUGAGGUGGACGAGAGCAACACCCCCAUGUGCGUGUGUCAGGACCCAUCCACCUGCACCGCCGCCGAGGGACAGUUUGAGCAUGUUUGCGGUACCGACAACAAGACCUACGACACUUCCUGCCACUUCUUCGCCGCCAAGUGCGCCUUGGAGGGAACCAAGAAGGGUCACAAGCUGCACCUGGACUACAUCGGACCCUGCAAAGAAAUCGAACCCUGCUUGGACAACGAGUUGAGCCAGUUCCCCCUGCGUAUGAGGGACUGGCUGAAGAACGUCCUGGUGACUCUGUACGAGCGCGACGAGGAUAACAACCUGCUGACUGAGAAGCAAAAGCUCAGGGUGAAAAAGAUCUACGAGAACGAAAAGAGGCUGAAGGCGGGAGAGCACACCCUGGACCUGCUGGCUCAUGACUUUGUGAAGAACUACAACAUGUACAUCUUCCCCGUGCACUGGCAGUUCAAGCAGCUGGACCAGCAUCCCGCCGACGGCUACCUGACGCACAGCGAACUGGCCCCUCUGCGUGCCCCCCUCAUUCCCAUGGAGCACUGCACCACCCGCUUCUUUGACGAAUGCGACGCCGACGGCGACAAGUACAUCGCCCUUGAGGAGUGGGCCGCCUGCUUCGGCAUCAAGGAGCAGGAUGUGGACAACGACCUCCUCAUCUAAGAUUCGCCCCCUCAAGCAGAGGCGCCACACGACAGCUCGCUUCUUUGGGGACGAGGUGCUGAUCGUUAAGUUUAAGUCAAAACAAAAUAUCACUUUUGGUGCUAAUUGCUCUUUUCAUUUUAAGAUUUAAGUAACAAACUUUUCUGCCUAUACCACUAAAUAAGCAAAAAUUCCAAAAGCGAAAUGUGCACAAACUAACAUCAAACUAAAGACUUCUGAUGUAAAUGUUUUUUUGUUUUUAUGAUAUUUAAAUUUAUGUUUAAGGACUUCCAUUGGGCAUCAAUUAGACUUAAGUGUAAAAGUCCAAAAAUAAAGUUUGGAAAUAAA